UCUUCAGUUGUGCCGCAGCACUUAAACCGAGAGCUUACAGAUAUUUGUCCUUGGCAUUGAAGUCGGACUUCACACAUCAGCAUCAGGAGAGCUGCUCUUGAUCGAAACGAGUGACUGCUAAUAAACAUGAUUCAAGCCGACGACUAGUGGUGUGUGAGCUCUUUUUUUUCUCGGGCCCAAGAGUAGUGAGUCGAGUGUGGACGGGUCGUUUCACUCCUGCCUAGUGUCUUGAGCGAGCAGUUACCAAAAAACAACUAGGAUGGAUUUCUAAUGUGCCUGUGAUUUGAACAAAAAGCCCUUUGGUGUCUUUAUUUUAAAAGUAUAGUAGUAGUAGUAACAACAACAGUAUUGUGCAGUGGUCCAAUCAUUGUCGACAUCAUCAUUUCGGUGGUGAUUCUUUCAAGUUUGCGGUGAUUCAUUGUUGCGUUCCAAGAUGUCUUGGAAAGAAAACAAAGUCCGGCUGUACACGCCGUCGGAUGACCGGAUCCUCACCGAUAAGAAGCCCGACAUUCAAGAUCUCUUGCUCCUGGGACAGGCCGCUGUCACAAGCCUUCACCAUCCGGGAUCAUCCUCAACAUCCUCUUCCUCCUCAACAUCAACUUCCACCUCUUCGUCAACACUGACAAUCGCAUCAUUGCCACCAUCGGUACCUCAUCCCUUGCCUCAAGUUUCCAUUGCCCCGAAUCCAGUGACCAAGGCUGGACCUUUAGUCUCCCCCUCGCCCGUGUUGUCUUCGUUGGUCAGCGCACCGCCCAGUGCCUUAGUCGGGGUUCGUCCACCGGCCUUACCAUUCCAUCCAAUCCCUCGAUUGUCGAAUGAUUCUGGGAUCGAUCUCUCGUCGACGGAGCGGGACCCGCCAUUGGCUUUCAUUCAUCCCAAACCCGCUUCCGAUGGGAUCGUUCCCCCAAACAACAAUGAGCGCCUAUCUAUGCCUCCACCCCCGCCCCCGCCUCUUCCACGGGGCAGCUCCGGGUCCCCACCCACCAGUGUGUCAUCCACGAGUGAAGAGGAUGGAUACGUCAAUGCUAUCCCGAAUCGAUCUGAUAUAGAAUUCGACAACAAUGACCAGGUCCUAUGCCGUGUGUGUGGCGACAAAGCAUCGGGAUUUCAUUAUGGUGUGCACUCAUGUGAAGGCUGCAAGGGAUUCUUUCGAAGAUCGAUCCAACAAAAGAUCCAGUAUCGUCCGUGUACCAAGAACCAACAGUGCAAUAUCCUCCGGAUCAAUCGCAACCGUUGCCAAUAUUGCAGACUUAAGAAGUGUAUAUCAGCAGGCAUGAGCCGUGACGCUGUCCGAUUCGGCCGGGUUCCAAAGCGUGAAAAAGCCAAGAUUUUGGCGGCCAUGCAAUCAUCACGGAUGAAAACCCAAGAGUCCAAAGUUCUCGGUGAGAUGAACGAUGAUGGCAAAAUCAUUGAAACCAUCGUUCGAGCCCAUUACGACACAUGUGACUACACACGAAAUAAAAUGGAACCAUUUAUCCAGAACGCCAAGACACAACCUUCGUAUGCCGUUUGCUCAGGAAUGACCUGCCCCAUGAAAGGCCGACCCGAGGACUCCCUGCUGGAACAGUUCUCUGAACGUUUCAUGGAGCAUGUGCGCCAAGUGUGCACGUUCGCCAAACUCAUCCCAGGAUUCAAAUGUCUCCAUCACGACGACCAAGUGACAUUGUUGAAAUCUUGUGUGUUUGAAGUCCUACUCGUUCGUUUGGCCGGACUCUUUGAGAACCAGGGUUUGAUCUGUUUGAAUGGGGAUAUCAUUCGCAAAGAAACCAUCAACCAAAUGCCACAGGGUAACGCCAAGUUUCUCAUGGACUCGGUGUUCGAUAUCGCCCAAAGACUCAAUCAUUUCCGACUCUCAGACGCCGAGAUUGGACUCUAUUGCUCAGUGGUCAUCAUAACAGCAGACCGACCUGGCCUUAGGAACCCGGAGCUAGUCCAAAAGAUGCAAAGCAAGCUGAAGAUGGUGCUGAACAAGAUCUUAUCCCCCCAACACGCAGAUCAGCCUACCAUCUUCUCGGAGUUGAUGACCAUGAUCCACGAUCUCCGUACCCUUAACACGCUUCACACGGAGAAGUUCCUUCAACAAUGUAAAGUGAACAACGCCCACAUAGCUACCGCCUCUCAGCAAUGCACACGGAGCUACCUCCAGAGCACCCUGGAACGCAAUUCCCGCUGGGAAGGGGUGGAUCGCGAAUCCACUGGCAACGCCAGUCCUCAGUCGUCAGACACCCAUUCAAAUACUAGCACCGAAGAUCAUAACUCGCGGCGAAGUCCCAUCGGCUCAGUGUCAAGUAGUGAGUCGAUCUGCGCCUCCGAGGUGUCUCGACUGACGGUUCAUGACCUCCGUGUACACGGGAGCGUCCUCAUGAACGCUUUGACGAUUCCCUCACAGACCAGCUCUGCCGCUACAGUGACCGUCACGAGGAAGAGGACCAAUCUGGAAGACCCCACUCACGGAGACCAAAGCCAUCACGUCUCGGGAGUUCAUCCUGCUUCCACCGGAGCCUCGGUGGCCACCAUCUCCAAGUUCAAAGUACGAAAACUUGAUUCUCCUAGUGACUCUGGAAUUGAUUCGCCUCGUGCUUGUCAAGGGUCAUCCCACAGUACAAAUACCAGCGUUUGCUCUAGUCCUCGCUCAUCUUCUCUGGAGGAAGAGCAGGCCAGAAAAGAGGCCGUCGAGGACGCUUCUCGGGCCAAUGGUAGUUCCAGCUAUCAAGGCUCCAGUACAAGAUCGCCAGGACGUGAGGAACAGCAUCCUCUUUUGAAGCGGGCACUCCAGCAGCCUCCUCAACCCUAUCAUAACGUGCCGGUUGCCACCUUCCAGGACGAAGUAUACAAACCGCACAAGAAAUUCCGACGUCAUUUCCCACCUUCGGAUGAUACUCCCAGUUCAUCCACCCAGAGUGAUCGUCGAUCACCCAUGGGGUCAACUCACUUAGGGAGUCUCUUGGCCACUCAGUUGUCUGAUCCCCAACCCAGACACUCUCUUCUGGCCUCAACCCUGAGUAAGGGCGCCUCCAUGGCCCAGGAGGAAAGCAAAAGAAACGAGCUUUUGGCCAACCUGAUCCUCAAUCCCACUAGCAGUACCUCGGUGACGGCGUCCAUGAAAUCCGGUCUCUUGAUGUGCGCCCCCGCCAGAACGGAUGGGUUGUCGCCGUCUCCCUCCUCCGUUGUCAUGAGCAGCAAUGGACGCCACAUACCCGUACCCGUGGUCCCCACCCAGACAAGCUCCCUGCUCGCUGCCCUGACAUCCAAGGGUGGCCCGGCCAUGGACCUGGCCUCUACAGUAGUACCUUCAUCCAAGAUGUCUCAACUAGUUGCUGCCGCGGAAGUUGUGGAAUCCAACCAACAACCUUUGAACCUCUCCACAAGGACACCUCCACCUCCUUCCACAACUCCAACCAGCAGCGGAGGACGAGUGACAGCCUCGUCCCAAAUGGGUGCCCCGGCUGCACCUCAUCACGAUAUUCCCACCGAAGCUUAAAGAAUUCAUUCUGAAGACAAACAAAACACACACACACACACAGACAGAACCAUCGCCGGCACUGAAACCCCAGUUGUGAUGUUCAAAAGAGGGUGACGGUCCAAUUGGAGAGGAACACGUCAAAGGCGAAACCUGGUGAUGAACCACGACUCGAGGCAACACAAUCAACGCAGAGAGGAUUGACGAAGCGUUCCUUGUAGACAGUUUCUGAUAUGAGUUGUAGUUGAGUACUCUGUUCCAAUUGCCUCUUGAUGUAUCUCUCUCAAACCAGUAGUAUUCUUCCACUCGUAAUUCUCUCUGUAAUUCCUUUCUCGAUCAUCAUCCCCUUUGAAGAUCCCUCUCAACAUCCCCCCCCUCCCCCGAAAGACCAUAACCACGUUAUUAUCCGAGUAAGCUUGAUUCCCACCCUUUUCUUCGGAUUCCCAUCAAGUCCUGGACAAGAAAUCAUGCCAUAGCGAUAUGUGAGAAUGAUGAGCGGCCAGAGAGUGCGUUGUUUGAAUGUAAAUAUAUUUUUAAAGGAGCUCUUGAUGAAGAUGAUGAUUGCAAUGACGAACAAGCUUAAGAAAACCUUGAUGAUGAAAAUAGUAGCACGACAGUCCAUAUCUACCCCACAACCAUCAUUAUUUUCAUUAUCAUUACCACUACUACUAUUCUAUUAUUAUUGCAACAACAACAACAGCAACAACUCGAUACCGAAUAUUAUCAUUAGUUCCAUUCGUUCUCAAUCCAGUCAGAAGUACGGAAAUUCGUCAAGAUUUCUUUCAACGCGCGGAAUUUGGUGCAAUACUACUACUACUACUAAACUACAUUACUAAAAAAGCAAAGCAAAGCCCUCGAUCUUUUCAUCGAUCAAGUUGAGGCACUUCAUUCGUAAUUGAAAAACCAUAAUUCUUUCAAGUCAGAAAACCAUCCUUUCUGGGUUUUCUUUUGGUUUGUCCCCCAUCCUUUGUUUGGUUUGAAGAGGCGCCCGCGGACCCUUUCGAUUCAUCUCAAGAUUUGUGAUACUUUCUUUCCAUCCUUCGGAUCGAUAUUUAUUGGGCAUGGAAAAUUGGCCCAAUACUUUCUUUUGUUCUUGACCUCAGACUCACACAAAAAACAAAGCAUAUUUCCAUCAUCCAGAAUCCGUGAUACACAAUUCAAACCCUAUUCAAUCCAAGGAGAAGCAAGUAAAAAAGAACGACCAAAAUUUAACCCCACGCAAAUCUGAACUCUAAUUUUUGGGAAAGAGAGCUCAAAAUUUGAUCGCCCAGCCAUUUGAUUCACUUUUGAAGAGGUGGCGAUUUAGACCUCUAUAUUUUUCCUUUACAAAUUCCUUGUGAUGACAGAAAAAUCGUCCAAAUAAAAACUGAGAGAGAAAACAGGCAACUAUUUUUAACAAUCCUCUCACUCAGACCCCAAUUGAACACGUUUGGCUUCCCUUUCCUCUUCCCUUCAAUGUUAAAACAUUGUAUUUCCCAUCAUCCCCUAACCGGUGUUGUCUCUUGCUUUCGAAUGGGACCUGACGAUUGUUUCAGAGGAAAUAUAUCUCACUGGUUUCAAACUGAAUGAACAAAGGCUUGAGCACAUGUUUCCUCUGCUGGAUAGGAGUUUUAAUUUCAAUUGAGCAAAACCAAUUCCCCUCAAAGUCUCCAUACCACCCACAUCCCCACAACAAUCCUCAAAACACGAUAUUUUAUGCCAAAUUGUUUCAUCAUUUUUGGAAAUACAAAGAUCGUAUGCUUGUAAGUAUUUUGUAAGCUUGAGAAUUUAUUGAACAAUUUAAUAAAUGUUAAAAAACCA
This is a messenger RNA of Tigriopus californicus, 5260 nucleotides long. RefSeq names its product nuclear hormone receptor E75-like. The record is from RefSeq and is a predicted model, not a curated record. Gene Ontology annotation, molecular function: RNA polymerase II cis-regulatory region sequence-specific DNA binding; zinc ion binding; nuclear receptor activity. The coding region runs from base 434 to 3481 and encodes 1015 amino acids. Gene Ontology annotation, biological process: cell differentiation; hormone-mediated signaling pathway; negative regulation of transcription by RNA polymerase II. The transcript is spliced from 7 exons. NCBI's taxonomy places the organism in Eukaryota, Metazoa, Arthropoda, Copepoda, Harpacticoida, Harpacticidae.